UAAAUAAAUAAUGGAAAAAUCCAACUUGGUGUACCUUCCUCUUUGACAGAGGCUUUGCUGUGAAUGGAUGGAAAAAACGGAUGAACAGCUCAGAGUUUUAAAAGUCUUUGUUAAACAUAUCGGCAUCCCGCUUGGUUUUUCUGUGUGAUAUUUGAUUGUCCUUCAGUCAGGCGAAGAAACUAUUGAAAAUGAUUGUGUAACAUAAAAGUUCAUUAACUUUCUGAGAAUAAAGCACCACCGUGAAAGCAAUAUGGUUUCAAGUAAUAAUGGUGAGAAUAGUGGUGGAGGUAAGGAAUCUCCUGGUACUAAAGUCAAAGGUAAUGUCGAUCUGCACGUCUCAACAUCACAAAGGGGUCUUAUAAAUGAAGAAAAUUCAAGAAAUGGGUUAAAUGAUGGUUUAUCAGCUCUUUCCAAAAGGCUAAGAUUCCUUAAGUUUGGUAAUUUGUCUUCUCCAUCAGCCAAAUUUCAGCGUAUAGCUGAGGAGAGGGAUGAACUCUCACGCAAUGUACCUUCUGCUACCACCCUUCACAUCCGUGAACGUGUUAAUAGGAUUUUCUCUCAGAAAAUUGAUUGGACUUCUCUUGGGAAAAUUUGCAAAGAAUGGAUAAGGAAUCCCAUGAAUUUGGCUCUUUUUAUCUGGAUUACUUGUGUUGCUGUUUCUGGUGCUAUUCUGUUUAUGGUUAUGGUUGGAAUGUUGAACCAUGCCAUACCAAAGAAGUCUCAACGAGAUACUUGGUUUGAAGUCAAUAAUCAAAUUCUCAAUGCACUGUUCACCCUCAUGUGUUUAUACCAACACCCAAUACGAAUAUAUCACCUAGCACUAUUAUUCAGAUGGAGGCCAGAAGAUGUUUUAAAGCUCAGGAAAGUUUACUGCAAGAAUGGCACCUAUAAACCCCAUGAGUGGGCACACAUGAUGGUGGUUGUGGCUCUAUUCAACCUAAACUGUUUUGCUCAGUAUGCAUUAUGUGGUCUCAACUUGGGAUACAGGAGAUCUAAACGACCAGCUAUUGGGGUGGGAAUAUGCAUCUCUGUUGCGAUUGGUGCCCCUGCAAUUGCUGGUAUUUACACCAUGCUUAGUCCACUUGGGAAAGACUAUGAGACUGAGUUGGAUGAAGAAGCACAACUUCCGGUUACCACUGAUGGAAGUAGCCGACCAGAUCAACUGAGGAGGCAAUCAUUUCAAAAAAGAUUUUCAUUUGCAUUGAGAGAUGAGGAAAGAAACAUCGUGAGUAGACCUCUGUGGAGUGGAGGUAUUCUUGAUUUUUGGGAUGAUAUUUCCUUAGCUUAUCUAUCACUAUUUUGUAGCUUCUGUGUUUUUGGAUGGAAUAUGGAGAGACUUGGGUUCGGUAACAUGUAUGUUCACAUUGUUACUUUUCUUCUAUUUUGUAUGGCUCCUUUUUGGAUUUUCAACCUGGCUGCCGUUAAUAUAGACAGUGAUACUGCCAGGGCAGCAUUAAGUGUUGCCGGUAUUUUCCUUUGCAUAUUUGGGCUACUGUAUGGUGGUUUUUGGAGGAUUCAGAUGAGAAAGACAUUUAAUUUGCCCCCAUAUAACUUUUGUUUUGGUAAACCAGCUGUCAGUGACUUUGUUCUGUGGCUUUGCUGCUGUUGGUGUUCUCUAGCUCAGGAAGUACGGACAGGUAAUUCAUAUGCUAUUGUGGAGGAUAAGUUCUGCUGGAGAAAAGGUGACCAAUUGCCAAUGUCUCCUUUGCCCCACGAAGAUCGGGAAUUUCAGUUUAGGUCCAGCCCGAGUUCUCCUCUAGGUUACAGCUCCUCUCCAUCUCAUAUAAUGAAAGCUAACACCCCAAGUCCUAGCCACUUUCCGAAGGAAUACUACAGUCCACAGAGGCAGCUUUCUUUAAUUGAAGAAGAAUCUCAUAGACAAGUUCAUGCCAUUGCCUGAAGCAAAAUGGUCCAUAGAAGAUCACUGCCUAUAUACUUGGUGGAAUAAAUUUUCCAAGGAUCAGGACAUGGCGCAUGGCAAGUUUUUGCCCAUCUGUUGAUACAUUCGUUGGCAUUAUUCUCGAGAGAUGAUUGAACAGAGAAGAUUAUCUCAGUCAGACGUGGGGGUGUCCAAGUAAAUAAUAGAUCUCAUUGACUCAAAUUCAAUGCAAAAACCGGUAACAAUCAGUAAUUCUUUGUGGUUGGCAACAUUAACUGCAAUUUUGGGGAAGCAGUGUCAAGUAUGCUUGAAGAUGUUAUGGCUCAAAAUUGUCCUCUGCAUUACUUGGGCAUCGUUUAUUUGGUACAUUUAUACAUGCCUACAUUUGACUGUACUUAUACAUGCUUGGGAUUAAUUGUUAAGAAUUUGCCUUGGUUAUUACUUCAUCCAAGUAAAAUUAGAACGGACUUGCUAUACUUCUCUUUCAAUGUCUACUGCGAAAUGGUGGGUCUGCUGACUGAAGGUCGUAGAGUAUGUUCUUCAAUGAAGACAUAAGUUUUUCCGGCUGAAGGUUGUAUAUUCUGACAUCUAACAACCUAAAGUAUCAAUUUCAGCACUUUGCAUAUAGUUUUACAUCUAAGGGUUUUUCUUCUUCCGAGUAAACCACUUCAGCUGGGAUAGGUGUUUUUAGGCUCCUAUCCAAUAGUGUAGUGGGAGGGUUGGGCGCAGUCCCCUACAUGUAUAUUAAUAUAGAAAUGAAGUACAUGGAGGGGGAUGUUGGGCCUUACCUCCUAACAAGAACAUACAAAAGAGAACUUGUGAAAUUUAAACAAGUACUCCUCCCAUUGCAUAUUAAAGGAGCCGAUUCUAAGCAUGCAACACUUAGCUACUGAUUAUAAAGCCCCUAAUUUGAAAUUUCUUUUCCGGGAUUCUUAAAUGUGGAAGGUCAAGCGUAUCAGUUCUUAGGGUACCCUUACCUUAUCACUCAAUGAGUUACUUUCACCACUGACUUGCUCUUAAUCUGCAGCCAUGUUUGGUUCUACCCCUUGGUUUCUGUCAACAUUCUUCUAAUGUCAUCCAGUAAGCACACUGCUUCCCAUAGCCCUGGUUACCUAGUCCUUAUAGUGUUAACUAGACUUGAUGAAACCUCUUCCACCUCUAUCCUUUCUAUCUUUUUUAGCUUACAAAUGCUCAAUCCCUUGUCGAAUCUGCCAUGAAGCUAUUACAAUUUGUCCUAAGGAGGCUUUGUGACACCCAUAAGUAAUCAACUUAUACAUCCUUCAUUUGUUCUUUGCCAUCUAAUCAAUACUAUAAUUUCCUGCUAUGCUUUGAUCUCCUUUCCAGCUUCUUUUCAAUAUUAUCUCAGUCCGUACAAGCAAUUUGAUCAGACAUUCCACCCUCCAAAUUAUC
This is a messenger RNA of Olea europaea var. sylvestris, 3289 nucleotides long. RefSeq lists its product as uncharacterized. The transcript has 4 exons. The record is from RefSeq and is a predicted model, not a curated record. Gene Ontology annotation, biological process: sesquiterpene biosynthetic process. Gene Ontology annotation, molecular function: cyclase activity. Lineage: Eukaryota; Viridiplantae; Streptophyta; Magnoliopsida; Lamiales; Oleaceae. The coding region runs from base 251 to 1900 and encodes 549 amino acids.